This is a messenger RNA of Trachymyrmex septentrionalis, 2872 nucleotides long. Its product is annotated as thioredoxin domain-containing protein 11. Lineage: Eukaryota; Metazoa; Arthropoda; Insecta; Hymenoptera; Formicidae. The transcript is spliced from 10 exons. Bases 1 to 2757 code for a protein of 918 amino acids. The record is from RefSeq and is a predicted model, not a curated record.
AUGGCUGGGCGAGUGUCCAGUAAGGAGCGCGAGACGAGCUCGCCGAGAAAUGCCGAUAACCUAUCACGCCAAAUCACGUCAACAUCCACGUCCGAGUCAAAUAACGACGUGGCUCAAGAGAAGCUAGCGAUAGAGGAACGGUUGGCUGCUAAAAUGUUUUCCUACGAAAUUAUUUGUUUUCUCUUUGCGAUUACUUUUACCGCUAUGGCUGCUCUGCACAGUUCGCCACCCAAACUUUCCAAGCCUCCCAUAGCGAAACCUUUUUUUGAUCAAAACUCGGUGAUACUGGACUUCUAUAAAGGUCAUCUAGAUGCAAUGAUCGAGAGGCUAACGCAAGCAGAUUUUAGCUUUAUUAUGUAUUACGCACCCUGGGAUGCAGAAAGUCAGGCUCUUCGGCACGAAUUUGAAAGUGUUGCUCGGUUUUAUCAUCCACAGAUAUUUUUUGCAGCCAUUAAUUGUUGGCAUCCUGAUUCAGAGUGCAGAGCGCAGUAUAAUAAAAUCCAUGGUUAUCCAGUGUUGAUGUUGUAUCCAUCCAGAAAUUCUGGUAUUAAUUAUAGAGGAAUUCGUACGGCACCAUAUAUGAUUCGUUUUCUGGAUGCAUUUAUGAAUCCUAUUAUUAGGAUAACACAUAAAGAACAAUUAAUGGAAUUGUUGGUUGCCUAUGAUGCAGUCGUUGUUGGAUAUUUUAAUUUUACACGAUUGGAUAGAACUCCUGGAUAUAGAGAAUUUUAUAAGGCCGCGACACGAUCGUUAGAAAGAGAUCCUAAUAGAGAAUUAGUAUUUGCUAUAGUGACUAGUGCAUUAUGCAGCAAAUUGCAUUACGGAGUCCACAAGUUUCCAUCAGCAAGUUUGCUCAUGUGGAAUGAAUCUUUAAGUUAUCCGGAAGGCAAUGAGUGGACUUCCGAGAACAUCCUAAAUUGGAUCAGCAAUUCUAUUCAUCAACCAUCUCUCUGGCUGCAGCCUCCUGGAAUUAAAGCGCUCACUCUCGCGCCCUAUCUCCGCGAAGGACCAGUUUUAUUUCUCUUUACACCACGAAAUCCACUUCAUAUGGAAAAUUAUAUUUACAAUUUGAUAAGAGAGAUCGGUUUACAGUAUUAUAACUGUGCAGAUAGUAUGUUAGUGAAGGAUAUAAUUGCACGUCUAGAAGCAAAACGACGUACGGCAGUGAUUCGACACUUUUCUAGAAAUCAAGAAUGCGCUGAUCUAAAAAAAAACAGAAUCUAUACUAAGCAAAUAAAGGAAUCAGUUGCUAGCAUAUCAAUUCAGAAAUGGAUCAAUAAUAGUUGUUGUGCGAACGUGGCAAUGAAUAAAUGUCUCUUGUGCAAAACAAAGGUGAUGAAUCCAUUAAAGAAAGAAAUUUGUACAGUUAUUUCUAAAAAAUUUGAUGUCUGCAAAGAGACCGAUGUAUUUAUGACUCCUGCUACGAUUAAACAACAUGAAAAACAGAUAUAUAAUUAUAAUAAAAAUUAUGUGUCAAUAAAAUUACAAGAGUCAACAUCAAAAAGGCUGCAUGCAGGUAUAGAAUAUAAAUCAUCAUUAUUGAAGGAAGAUAAUGAUUCACGAUCCGCAAACAUGGUGAGAAGAGAUUUUUUAAAAGGUGAUUGCAGAAGAUGGUUAGCUGGGAAUGAUUAUCAUCCAUCAUUAUUCCCACGAGAUUCUCCGAGGCAAUUUAACUUUAGUUUAAAAGAAUCAGUCUGCAAAACCAACAAGACGUUAGCAUUAAUAGCUAUCGACAGUUUGCAUUAUUUCCAUUUUGCAGACCAUCUUGGGAUUGAUAUUUCGAAACGGAAAAAUAAAACCACUGUUGUCAUCAUGGACGCUGCAUUGGAGAGUCAAUACAUCAUGCAUCAUGAGUUUAGUGAGUACGCUCUCGUCGAUUUUAUAAACAAUUAUACACAAGGUUUGUUACAGCGAACAUUGCGUUCAGACAAUUCAAAGCGUUAUAGAACACAGAAAUUGCUUGAUGAAGUCAAUAGUAAUAAUGCAGAUUUGCGUUCAAAGAUUUGUGUACCAGAACUGACAACAAAAACAUUUUUGGAUGCUGUAUUGGAUCCAUCUAAGGACGUCGUUAUAAUGUAUCAUUCUCCUUACUGUGGAUUUUGUAGUGCUAUAUCGUAUGUAUAUUUAACAGUGGCAUAUUACUUAGCCAACAUGAAUCAUCUAACUUUUGUAAGAGUUGAUGGAGAUAACAAUGAUUUACCUUGGGAAUAUAGUAUGAAUCGUUUUCCAUCCAUUUUAUUCUUUCCUGCAAAAAGGAAGGAUGAUAGUACUGUAUUUCCAUUUUCUGUUCCUAUUACCAUUCCAAACUUACUGAACUUUGUGCUGGCGAACUUGGACGGUGAUUCCCACGUCGAAGCUCUGACCAAUAUCUGUCAGAUGGGAACUGGCGAAGCGCCGAAUAAGUGUAUCGCUAGAACUCGAAGACUGUGUUUAGAUAUUAUCGAGCAACUUCUACAGAAUUACAGAAAGUUAAGACGGCAUUUAAGCUUCCUAGAUAAGAAAAUCGCUCGCAAUAAACGUAAAAUCAUUUUAUUUAAAUUAGAACAUAUCAAGGAUAUUCAUCUUAUUUUGGGCUCUACUGUAGAUCUUAGUAAGGAUCGAAAAAAGGCGCAAUUGAUUAAGAGAAAGUUUUUUAAAUACUAUAGCACUAUUAGGUCGCUAAAAAUAGACGAGAAAAUAGAAAAACAAAGUUAUAAAUCUCAGGAUGUUGUACAUGUACCAACUGUUAAACGAGAGAGAAUAAGAAGCGAAUUGUGAUAUAGAUUCCGCCUUACAAUGCAAGAUAUAUCCAUGUGAAAGUAAAUAUUGAUAUCUUGAGGCACUUUCAGUUAAAAGAUUUAUGCCAAAUUGUAAAAAAUACAGUUUUUGAUAA